Molecule: messenger RNA, 1377 nt
Organism: Atta colombica
Lineage: Eukaryota; Metazoa; Arthropoda; Insecta; Hymenoptera; Formicidae
Gene: ave
Product: protein aveugle
Exons: 6
Coding region: 111-452 (113 amino acids)
Biological process (GO): cell surface receptor protein tyrosine kinase signaling pathway
Cellular component (GO): cytoplasmic side of plasma membrane
Molecular function (GO): protein binding
Source: RefSeq, a predicted model, not a curated record
GACACGGAUUACGCUGAUCGCGCAGUACAUUCUCUAUGGCUUUGGCUGAACCCGACGAAUGUGUAUCAUUUCUAUCCGAUAUGUCAUGUUACUAAAAAAGUUAAAGUACAAUGGUAGAAGAAGUUGUUAAUCCCAGCAUUAGAACGAAAAGCAAGACAACUCGACCACGUCCGGUGUAUUUAUGGAAUGUAUUAGAUGUGCAGAAAUGGCUGAGACGACACUGCAGCGACUAUUAUCAGCUAUACUAUGAACUGUUUCUGCAUCAUGACAUUACAGGAAAGACAUUGUUAAGAAUAAAUGAAAAUAGCUUGAGGCGGAUUGGUAUCGAUAAUGAACAACAUAGGAUGGACAUUUGGAGAGAAAUUAUUAAAUUGCAUCUUAAAACAGAUAUGUUAGAGCUUAAGGACAUUGAGCGACGUGAUAAUAUGAUGAACUUUGAUCGAAACAUGUAAAACCUAUUGUUGCACAGAUAUAUUUUUUAAAUAUAUAUUAUUAUUAACGAUUUAGCCGAAUGACAAUUUACCUCCCAAUAUAUGCAGACGUUGUUUAAAUUAUUUAAAUAUUAGUUGUAAACUGAUUCUUAGUGCAGUAGCAGUAGAUGAGAUUUUACGAAUUCAAUUAGAUCAAAAGCAGAAAGAUGCUAUUUUUACAGAUGAAGAUCGUAGCAUUGUAAUGUCCUAUUGAAAAACCUAAAAUUUCUGGACUAUCAAAUUCAAGCAAUUGUUAUUAAAAGAACUAAAAAAGCGAGCUUGUUGACUCGGUCGAAUGUGAAUCUAUGCGACUUGAACUUUCAAGAUACAUUUGAUAGAUACAUUUGAUAAUUAUAUGAAACAGUAAACUCUGCAAUGACAGCUUUGACGAAUCUAAUAAGUUGAUAGCACACAAAACAGUAGAGACAUAACAAUAAUAUUGCAAUAAGCAGUAGCAUGUGUAAACAUAUUAUUGAUCAGAAUAAUGAGAGGAAGAUUAUAGGUGAGAAUAUCCAGAAUAUUAUGAUCAGAAUAUUAAACAGGAGAUUAUAGAUGAGAAGAAUAUUGAAAGUAAUUAGGAAACAGAUUAAAAUAUUAGUUACGAAAAGCAGAAUUUUAUAAAAGGUAUCGAAAUGUUCAAAAUGAACAAAGUAACAAAAGAUUACAAUCGGGAAGAAUGUUCAGAAUUAUCAGAAUAUUGAACAGGAGAUUGCAGCUGAGAGAAUAUUCAAAAUAAUUGGGAAAUAGAGCAAGAGACUAUUAAUAAAAUUAGUUACAAAAACUGGACUUGGAAUGAACAUAAUGAAGAGUUUCCAGAAUGGCCAAAUAUUGCAGCGCAGUAUUCUUGACAGAUUUUAAAUUGAUAUCAUUUACAGAAACACAAAUCAGAGAUGUUCAAUGAUCCGAC